AUGGUCGCAAUCUCGUGGUUGGCAUCACUCGGUGGGCUCGCCUUCGUGGCAGAGUACAGUGCAUAUCCGUUCCCCGCACCCCCACAGCGUACCCUCCCACCCCUCGCCCGUCUAUGGGGACGACAAAUAACCACUUCAAACAUUACGGGCGAAGACACUGUCCUGUCGGCCAUCAUCAGGUCCUCAACAACCUCAUCGAGUCGCCUGCCCGGCAACAAUGGCCCAUGCCCAUACAGUGACGGAAUCCCGGCCAUGUACAACCCCGACACGGGGAUAUGCGACCCGCAGGACGUUGACAACGGCCGUAUCUGCACCUUCAACAACGGGACGACAGGUCACAUGGUUGGGUACCCUACUGGGGAUCAUACGACCUGGAGGUGUGAGAGGGACAUAGAGACGACGGGCCCCGCCCCGAAGCCUGGGGGGGAGUGUAACCUCCAUCCCGACAGGACCGAGCCCUCCAUCCAGAUCGUCACGGGUGUCAUCAACUCCGAGGGCAAGUGCGUCUGCCCCGACAACAAGGUGCUCAACGCCAACGGCGAGUGUGUGGAUCUCGACCCAAACAAGAACUGCACCAUGUCCGAUGGCUCACCCGGCACGCUCGGUGGAAGCGACGGUAAGACAUGUACCGGCAUAGCGUGCACGGCGUCGGACGGAACGAAGAGCACGCUCAAAGCCGACGGGUCGUGCCCUGGCAAAGACAAAGUCCAGUGCCCAUCCGGGACCAAGCUCGGCGCCGACGGCAAGACGUGCGAGCCGGACUGCGUCAAGAACGGGGCGACCGGCAAGCUUGUCAACGGCGGCUGCGUCUACGCCGGCGACGAGUGCGACCUGCCUCCGCCCGACAGUGGCAAGGGCAUCUGGAGCAAGGACUUCAAGUGCGAGAAGAAGCCCGAGAACGGCAAGGAUUGCGAGGUCGUCAAUGGCCAGAAGGGCGUGUACGAGAACGGCAUGUGCCGGUGGCCGACGAAGAUCGAGGUCGGCUCGGUGUGCACCGGCGCGAACGGCAAGCCGGGCAAGAUGACCGCCGACGGCAAGUGCGACGACGGCAGCGGGAGCGUCACGCCGCCCAAGGAGCAGUCGACGUGCACUGCCGCCGGGUUGGUCGGGCUGAGCACCAAGGGCAUCGGCGUGGUGAUGAACGGCACGUGCACCGUGUACACUCGGCCCGAUGGCCAGACGUACUUCCCGCCCGGGACGAUCAACCCGCCGCAGGCGGCGGCGGAGGCUGCGAAGGCCGCCGCGAGCGGCAUACCCAAGUGGGGCAUUGCUGUCGCGGCAGCCGGCGGCGCGCUGGUGCUCGCGGCGGUCGCGGUCACGCUGUCCUGCCAGUGCGAGUGGGACCACGACCGGCACAAGCUCCGCCGGAAGAAGAAGAAGCGCACGAAGCGCGACGAGGAGGAGGCGCGCCGCAGGGAGGAGGAGCGGAUUCGCGAGGACGAGAGGAGAAGGAUGAGCUUGCUGCAGAUGCAGCAGCAGCAGAAUCAAGGUUUGCUCGCCAGCCAAGGAGGAGGGUAUGGUCACCAACAACAAUAUUAUGAUCCGUACAAGCCGCGUUAUUAG
Vanrija pseudolonga is the source of this 1563-nucleotide messenger RNA. RefSeq lists its product as uncharacterized. Bases 1 to 1563 code for a protein of 520 amino acids. The record is from RefSeq and is a predicted model, not a curated record. NCBI's taxonomy places the organism in Eukaryota, Fungi, Basidiomycota, Tremellomycetes, Trichosporonales, Trichosporonaceae. The transcript has 2 exons.